AGCCUCACUGGAUACACCUGUGCCCAGGGCGGCGGAGUUUCCCGCUGCCUUGCCCGGGGUCGGCUGCAGGUGAGAAGUCUGACCGGUGAUGUUCUGACUCCACCCCGGCCAGCUCGCUCUGUAUCGCGGAUAUUAGAGGCGGACUCUCACCUCCAAGCUGAGCUUUCGAGUCCUCUUUGGAGGUGAGUCUGGUGGCUGUCUCCUUGUGCUUCUCCGGCGCUGGCUGGGUUUUGUUUCUUGUUAUGGGUGGACUGUGGCAGAAAGGGCGAGGGAAGCACGCCUGAAGAAGGGGCAAUCCCAAGAAGAGGUACUGGAGAGGGUUCAGCAGCUGUUGCGUUCCUUGAUUAUCUGAACUGGGCUAAAGCGAUUGUGACAAACACCUGUUUGCAAAUCUGGAUGUUUCCUGUAUCCGUCCAAUUAACACAUUAAAGAUAUUAUUACUGGGAACAGGUUUGAAAGAAGAUGGUGAGAUUCCACAGAUUAACCAAAGCCUUUAAGAGCAUGCAUCUUUGAUACAGAAGCAGUUGUCAAAUAUCACUCGCCAUGAGGUUGCUCCGAAGACAAUAUGGCCCAUUGAAGCUGGCUUUGUUGGGUGUUGUCUUUGUGAUCUUCCUUUUCAUCAUGCAAAGGGACGUGGGCAGUGGGGAGCACAGGGAAGAGCCCUGGCUAAAAAACAUUGUGGACAGAAAAGAUAAAAUGAUUGACAUAAUGAUGGGUGCGGUCAACAACAUCCGUGAUUCUAUGCCAAAACUGCAGAUUCGGGCUCCAGUUCAACAGGAGGCACCUGAAGAAAUCAGCAAGUCUUGCCUGCCAGGCUAUUACACGCCAGCAGAACUGAAGCCCCUUAUGGAGCGUCCACCUCAGGACCCCAAUAGCCCAGGUGCUGAUGGUAAACCUUUCAAAAAGGACCAGUGGACACCAGAAGAAACCAAGGAGAAAGAACGUGGCUAUGAGAAGCAUUGCUUCAAUGCAUAUGCCAGUGACCGGAUCUCUCUCCAGAGGGCCCUGGGACCAGACACCAGGCCUCCAGAGUGCAUCGAUCAAAAGUUCAAGCGAUGUCCACCCCUCCCUACCACCAGCGUUGUCAUUGUCUUUCAUAACGAGGCCUGGUCGACUUUGCUUCGCACGGUGUACAGUGUUCUCUACUCCUCCCCUGCCAUCUUGCUAAAGGAAAUCAUUCUUGUGGACGAUGCCAGUACAGAUGAUUACUUGAAAGACCAGUUGGACGAGUACGUCAAGCAGCUGCAAAUAGUGAGGGUCGUCCGACAGCAGGAGAGGAAGGGUUUAAUCACCGCCCGGUUGCUUGGCGCAAGCGUUGCCACGGGAGAUGUGCUCACCUUCCUUGAUGCUCACUGUGAAUGUUUCCAUGGCUGGUUAGAGCCUCUCUUAUCCCGCAUUGCAGAGGAGCCCACAGCUGUGGUCAGCCCAGACAUUACCACCAUUGACCUGAACACCUUUGAGUUUUCCAAGCCAAUUCAAUAUGGGAAGCAGCACAGUCGAGGUAACUUUGACUGGAGCCUGACCUUUGGAUGGGAGUCCAUCCCCCAGCAUGAAAAGCAGAGAAGGAAGGAUGAGACUAACCCUAUCAAGACUCCCACAUUCGCUGGUGGCCUGUUCGCCAUUUCUAAAUCCUAUUUUGAACACAUUGGCUCUUAUGACGAUCAGAUGGAAAUCUGGGGAGGGGAGAAUGUGGAGAUGUCCUUUCGGGUUUGGCAGUGUGGGGGUCAGCUGGAGAUUAUCCCCUGCUCCGUGGUUGGCCAUGUAUUUCGGUCUAAGAGUCCCCACACUUUCCCAAAAGGAACUCAAGUAAUCUCCAGGAACCAAGUGCGCCUGGCGGAAGUCUGGAUGGAUGACUACAAGGAAAUCUUCUACAGGAGGAACCAGCAGGCCUCCCAGAUGGCUAGAGAGAAAACUUAUGGAGACAUCACUGCACGGCUUGAACUGAAGGAACGAUUGCACUGCAAGAAUUUCACCUGGUUUCUGCAGACCAUUUAUCCCGAGAUCUUCAUUCCAGACCUGACUCCAGCUUUCUAUGGAGCUAUUAGAAAUGAAGGUGCCAAACGCUGCUUGGAUGUUGGUGAAAACAAUCAUGGAGGGAAGCCACUGAUCAUGUAUCCCUGCCAUGGCAUGGGAGGCAAUCAGUAUUUUGAAUACACGUCCCAGAGAGACCUCCGGCACAACAUUGGCAAGCAACUCUGCCUCAGGUCAAAAAUAGGACCCGUGGAGUUAGGUGACUGCCACUACGUAGGGAAACACUCCCAUGUACCUGAAAAUGAAGAAUGGGAACUGACUGACGCUCACCUGAUUAAAAAUGUGGCAUCUAAUAAGUGUCUGUCUGGAAGAGGCGAGCAUCCUUCCAUGGCUCCCUGCAACACUGCAGAUUCCUAUCAACUUUGGUACUUCAGCUAAAGUGGUCCAGGAAAGACCCACGCAGCCCGAGCAAAGGCCUGUCGCCGGUGAACUCACAUGGAGGCUUCCAUUUCUUCCUCUCAAGCCCUCAAGAAAAUUGGCGGUUUAAAUUCCAAGAGAAGAGAAAAGGAAAUCCAUUUGAAACAUGCUGCAUAACCACACGCCUUUUAACACGUUCUCUUGUGCCUUUUGGAAUGGGAUUGUCCGAGAAACCACAGCAAGCCUCAGGGCAUACCCAAUCUUUUUCUUUAGUUAAAGUUGGAAGCAGGUGUAUAUAUCUUUGUGUGUGUAUAUUUUUGCUCUUUAGAGUAUCAUGAAGUAACUGAGGCUCCAUAUUGUGAGAAAGACAACAUCAGUGAACUAUCCUAAGCUAGAUUUUUUAAAACCCUUUUUGAUAUGAGAAAUAAAUACUUCUUAAUUUGCAUACUGGGAGCAACGUAGAAAGUAGCACCUUGACAACCAGCUGCAGAGCCCAUCAAAGGAAUAAACUUCUCUGCAGAGUAUUGGAGGGGGGGGGGUGGAGGGAGGAGGAGAGCCUGAUGCCAAAGAUAAGGACUCGUGUCUCUGUUACAUAGGAAUUGCAUUGUUCUGAUAGAUAGUUCUGGACACCGUACAAGGGAACUGAACCUUUAAUUGCUAGGGAAGCGUUCAUGGGGAAAAGAUUCCUCCUCUGCUCGAGGGCUCCGGUAGAUCAUGGGCAUCUCUCGCUCUUGAAAGGAUCACAAGAGUUUACCUGCAUUUAACAUAGUGAACACUGGAGUGCAGUUUUGUUGCGUAGCUGAAAUCCUCAGCCCUUUGCACAGGCUGUGGCCAGUGCGUUACCUCAGGCUUUGGGGAUUCUUGCCAACACACUGUGAAUAAACUGCUAAUUGCAUUGGAAAUUCUUUUUGGAAAAAAACCCCUGCUUCCUAGGCAGCUAAUCCCUCUACCAAAGAGAAAUAGAAUUAGGCAGGAAGGUUGAUUUCCGGGCUUCACACAAAGGGUGUUCGGUCACUGGGCACCUCCUGAUGGGUCCAGUUUCGGGGGCCAACUGUGCCAUUUGCAUCCCGCCCCCUGGCUCUUUGGAUCCCUGCAGUCGUGAUUCUCAAAGCGCUUCAACCUGACCCUGUUCCCUGCCAGCUCUGUGCAGUGGGCCAGCCUAGAACAGGAUUUAUAACAGUUUGCACAGCUUGAUUUCUUUCCUGGACUGAGGAAGGUUCCUUCCUUUCCUCGGGGAUACUUCUGCAGCCUUGAUUUGUGCACUGCAAUGCAAGGAACAUGAAAAGCUGCUAAGUGCCUUUUCGUGACUAGCAGAAGGAGCCAAAUUGCUUUGGGGGAAAUGGGUGUUGUGUGAACCUUUGGCAGAUGAGAGUUACGUUGCAAAACCAGACAGGAGUGAGAGAUAAAGGCUGGGUGGGGGAGGGUGUUUUGUAUGCUUGUUUUUUCAUGAAUGCCCAUUGUGGGUGCAAUCUGGAAUAAAAUGACACUAGAUAUUGCUAGCUGGUUUUGCCCACUGGAACAAAUGAUUGUUCCCGUGUCUUUUCUUGCCUGCUGUGUUUAGAUAUGUUUUGUCCUUGGAUUUCAUGGGUGGUUCUCUAAUUCAUCGUUGUGAUGCUGUUCAUCCACAAAGUGGCAGCUUUCACCCAACUGACAGUGCCCCCAAGUGCCUCUUGUUUACUUGUAUGGCUGAUUAGCAGUCACACUGACAGCAUAAUGCGGAAUCUGAGUUGGAUCUGGAAAGGAAAUGUAUCCUGGACUUCUGAUAAAUUUGGUGUUUGGGGGGUAUGCUUUAAAAACAUUGUUUUGUGUGGGGGUCCAGAUCGCCUUCCACAAGCAAGUCCUACCACUUUUCCCUUUAUAAAAGAAUACUGCUCGUUUUAGUACCAUUCUUAGCAUCUUUGAAGCAAGAACAUUGGGAAGAAAGACUGACAGUGCAGACCCUUCCUGCGAUAUGAGGAGUAUGGGUUUUCAAUAAAAACAGCAUUAGCAUCCUGGUGUGAUUAUCUGUUCAUUUCCCAGAAAACGUCUUGUGUUAAGGUGAAACCAAAUGACCUGCCCAUGCAACCCUGAUUUGGAAAAAAAAACCAAUAAAACUUAAAACUGUAUUUUACAAAA
Molecule: messenger RNA, 4503 nt
Organism: Heteronotia binoei (common prickly gecko)
Lineage: Eukaryota; Metazoa; Chordata; Lepidosauria; Squamata; Gekkonidae
Gene: GALNT6
Product: polypeptide N-acetylgalactosaminyltransferase 6
Exons: 12
Coding region: 544-2409 (621 amino acids)
Cellular component (GO): Golgi apparatus
Source: RefSeq, a predicted model, not a curated record